AAACGUGGCUGCCUUGCGAGUGAACGAAGGAGUGGCUUUGCGAUCUGUCAAAUUAAGUGAUUUCUUUGUGAAAAUUAAUGACUCGUCGUAUUAAUUAAAUUGUUACCGUGUGCUUGUUACUGAUAACUUAUCGUACAGUAGUUCUGUCAGACACGAAAAAUGUCGUCUUCGGGUGAUUUUGGAAACCCGUUGCGUAAAUUCAAGCUUGUCUUUCUCGGUGAACAGAGCGUUGGAAAAACGUCUCUUAUCACACGGUUUAUGUAUGACAGCUUUGACAACACUUAUCAGGCUACAAUAGGUAUAGAUUUUUUAAGCAAAACUAUGUAUCUGGAGGAUAGAACUGUAAGAUUACAGCUGUGGGACACUGCUGGCCAAGAACGGUUUAGAUCUUUGAUACCUAGUUAUAUCAGAGAUUCCACAGUAGCAGUUGUUGUAUAUGAUAUUACUAAUCCAAAUUCAUUUCAUCAAACAUCAAAAUGGAUAGAUGAUGUACGGACUGAAAGAGGAAGUGAUGUAAUUAUUAUGUUAGUCGGUAAUAAGACAGAUUUGAGUGAUAAAAGACAAGUAUCUAUGGAAGAAGGAGAACGAAAAGCUAAAGAAUUAAAUGUAAUGUUUAUUGAAACUAGUGCUAAAGCUGGAUAUAAUGUGAAACAGCUGUUUAGAAGAGUAGCAGCAGCUUUACCAGGCAUGGAUUCCACUGAAAAUAAACCUCCUGAAGACACUGUCGAUUUGCAGAAUCAAUCACCGAUGCAGAACGGCUCCGAGUCGGAGGGAGAGAGCGGCUGUAUUUGCUAGGAAGGUGGUUUAUAAUCAGUGUGCAGCUAAAAUAAUGCUAAACUUCUUGAGACAUUCUCAGAUACGAACCAAAAAGAAAGGGAGAGAGAAAGAGAGGAAAAAAAAGAAAAAACAUAAAAGAAAUUCAUCACAAGUACUCUUAACGAGAUGCUGGCUUCUUCUGAUGUCUACAUCGUGGCCCAAAUAAGUUACGCGCAAGAGGAAAGAAAGGACACGAACACACACGUCUCAUCGACACCGUUUCUCACCGACUACUGUCCCUGGAAUCCCUUAAUCAUUGUUAUUAAACGAUAAGGAACAGCUUCGUGCGUUUCAUAUAGUGCGUAUAGUUACGUUCUUAUAAUCUGCCAGAAACGCUCUUCGACGAGAGCUAGCGAUUUUUUCUCUCAUUAAUUAUGCGAACCGAAAAUCGACACGCAUCGAUGUGAAAUUCAAUGUCACGAUGAUAGGGUGGCCUUUUUUUCAGCAAGACACCUUUGUACCGUGUUCUCAAGCGAUCGAAGCAAUACGCAACAGCUUUUCGACAUAUCAUGAUCUUCGAAUUCCUCAAGCAUUCAUACGUUUUAAUAUCAUCCUAUCAUCGUUCGUUUGAUUCGGGAACAUUUACCGAGCGGCGAAAAAUCUCUAUUCGACACGCACAAGACACCGAGAAAUGCUUUAGACGAGAUUCUUUAGGUACACACACGAGAAUCUAGGUAUAAACGUGAAACGACUGAAAGUAAAACGUGUUUAAUAGCCCACCGGUAGUCGAGGAAUGAAAACACGAUCGAACGACCUAUUUCUGAUCAGUUGCGAAUCAUGUAAUAUUGUAAUUCUUGUAGAACGUGCUUCGUUCGACGGAUGUAUGAUAUCGUAAUCGUAAUUAAACGACAUUUAUAGACGUUUUUCGAUAUCUCUCGAUUAAAAUUAAGCGACCGACUCGACACGCGUAUGAAUCGAGAAAGAAGACGCGUGUUAGAAAGUAACGCGACUUACUUUCCAAAAGGAGACUGUGCUCGAUCGUUUCUUGUAUCGGAUUGAGUAAAUUUCUUACGUGUAAAUCUAGCGAAUUUGAUUUUCUACCAGCUUGGCACACUUUCGUUCGCUGGCGUGCAUUUUUGUAAACGAUUAAUAGAAGAAAUAAGUUCGAAGUUGGACGCGUCUUCUUUCUACGAGAAUACCGAUAGAAAUUUGGAAAGCGGUAGCAGAAAAUGCGAGCGUAAUUAUAAAACUAUCGCUAGGUACAACGAGCGAACACCUUUUUUUAAAAACGCGACGAAUCGAGGGGGAUAGAGUUGUGAAAACGGGGGUGAGAAGGUUGAGUCGCGAUGUUCGAGAGUGCCACGAGAGAAGCGGGCCAAUUUUUGCACCUGCUAUGUUAGAACUUAGAAAAUGAAAAAUUCGUAGACGCGUGGGAAGGAGAGAGUAACGCGAGGACGAGAAAGCUUCGCUCGUCGACGUUGGCGAGCGCAAGUUUCUUCGGUGUCGUCGUUGUACAUUUGAUGUGAUAAGGCUUCUUUUUUCUCGAGAAAAACGGAAUAGAAGUUGAGUCGUGCGUUGUAACUCAUUAAUCCGCCGUGCUUAAUGCAAGCUCUACGUGCCCUAGCACCAUUUUCUCAACGUUCUACUGUCUCUCUAGCGCAACCCAUUUUGUAUAACGUGUCGUGAAGCGUUGAUUCGCACCAUAAUGUAUCGUGUGCAGCACCCGAGGAUGCCGGAAGUUAAAUGAUACGAGUCUAGAGUAGAAUAGAGUACUAACAAUAAGUUGUCUCGAAAAUUCAGAAGUCUAGAAUCCAGUGGACCCGUAUCAUGUGACGUCCAAAGUCCUCGCGUUUUGUUAACGAGUUUUAAACGUAUAUACGAAGCGUAUAUUUUUCUUUGAUUCGACUUCACGAGCGGAGAAGAUACUCGUUCGCGUACUGCUAUAACAGUGACCCGCGAUCUUUCAUCAUAUUUCAAUAAUUGCAAAGCUCACGCCUAAACAAGAAUCACCUUUCAUCUUCCAAGAUGCGAGCAGUACCUUCUCCGUUCUAGCGAAGAUAGAAUAGAUAAAAAUACGCUGAUCUAGUGGAAACGAUCGACCCGUCGAUCGUUCGCUGAUCCACGGUUGCUUGCUUUCAGGGGCGCAAUGAGAUUGACGGUCUUUCGGUUUCAAGUUUCACCCUUUCGCCACGGUAGAGUGGGUAGAGAAAAUUUGGAUUAUAAUUGACACCUUAAUUUUUCAUUAACGAUAAUUAACUGAUCGAACGCAGUGAUAAAGGAUUAGAGGAAUUUCAGAAAUCUUUGAACCAGAUAUUAUUUAGUUAUAUUUAUAGGAAGAUACUUAGCGGUGUUAAUGAUAAGUUAUGCUUAAAGAAAGAGCAAUAAAUUUCGUUUAGUCGAUUCGCGAGGAAAAAUGUUUCUUCGUGGCGAAAGGGUUAACAGAGAUUCGAUAGUCGUGUAGCGACCGAUGAUUUGUAGAAUUUCAAAGGAUUCUUGUGAAUGUAAUUUGCAAGGCAGCCGCGUUAAGUGGCUAAAUUUAUCGUAGCUGAUGUUUCUUAGUUAAAUAGAGGUAUUCGCUGUAUCGUCUCUUUGCAAUUCAAUUGUCAAACUUAACGUAGCAGUAGGGUGCGAUAUUUAUUGAUUGUAAACGUUAACCCUUCGACUCUUCGAAAUUCCACGAUUUUUAUCGUAUAUAGCCACCCCGGUUUCAUAACUUAUUAAGUAGCUUUAAAAUACAUUGGGAAAGACGAGCUUUACAGUAUUCUCUUAUGUGUUCAUUUUCUCACUUUUUAUACAACGAUUAUUCGUAUCGUUUCUGUGGCGCGGUGUCUCGUUUAUCGUCUUUCGAUUGGACGAAGGAAUUCCCGGCUCGAAGGGUUAAGUACCAAGGCUUUAAGUUUCCGAUACAUUAUAAUAAAAUAGGAACUAAUGUACGCUUUUGUUUAACGUGAUCAAACGAGAUCUUGCAGAAAUAUAAUUGAAAAUGAAAACAAA
Molecule: messenger RNA, 3750 nt
Organism: Osmia bicornis bicornis
Lineage: Eukaryota; Metazoa; Arthropoda; Insecta; Hymenoptera; Megachilidae
Gene: Rab6
Product: ras-related protein Rab6
Exons: 6
Coding region: 160-795 (211 amino acids)
Molecular function (GO): GTP binding; GTPase activity
Source: RefSeq, a predicted model, not a curated record